AUGGACUAUGGAAAAGUUCUCAAGAAAGAGGAUAUUGCUUAUCAUUCAGAUAGUACCGAUUGCUGGGUCAUAAUCAACGGAAAAGUGUGGGACGUAUCAAAUUAUCUUUACAGUCACCCUGGGGGAGCAGAUGUCAUAUUCUGUCAUGCCGGAAAAGACGCGUCCUUUACGUAUAAUCAAGUGCACGACGCCAAACUCCUUGAACGAACCCUGCCAGCAACAUGUUUCAAAGGCACGGUCAUCGAAGGAGUAAUACCUCCAACACCCCAGGAUGUCAAAAAUGAGUCUAUGAACGACAAUUUGACAGCCGAGAAGUCAUUACCCCCACUCUCCAGUAUCCUGAGCACACACGAUCUUGAAGAAAUUGCCAGACAACACCUCUCGGAAAAAGCAUGGGCUUACUAUUCUUCGGCGGCUACAGAUUUAGUCUCAGAGCGAGCAAAUCAGUCAUUAUGGGGUAGGAUCUGGUUCCGUCCACGAAUCCUGAGAAAUGUGAGAAAUGUAGUCACAGAGCGACAAAUUCAAGGAGUCAGGACGUCUGUGCCGUUUUAUGUAGCUCCAGCUGCGAUGGCACGGCUGGCCCAUGACGAUGGAGAACUGGCCAUCUCAAAAGCGUGUGCAGAUAAUGGAGUUGUGCAGUGUAUCUGUAUCAAUGCAUCAUACCAACUAGAAGACAUUGUCAACACAGCACCGCCUGGAACUCCGUUCUUUUUCCAAUUGUACGUCAACAAAAGCCGCACAGCAACCGAGGCUCUGCUCAAAAGAGUCUGGGAUGCAGGGAUACGUGUCUUAUUCUUGACUGUAGAUGCACCUGUCCCGGGAAAAAGAGAAGCAGAUGAGAAGGUCAAGACUAGUGCGAUGAUCAAGACACCUAUGACUGGGACGCAGAGUGCUAAUGAUAAUCGUGGAAGCGGAUUGACUAGGAUAAUGGGUACGUAUAUCGAUGAUCAACUGGACUGGAAUGACCUGCAAUGGUUGAGAAAGAUUUGGAAAGGGCAGGUAAUCUUGAAGGGUGUUCAAUCUGUGGAAGAUGCGAUAAUGGCUGUAAAAGCUGGUGUUGACGGUAUCACCUUGAGCAACCAUGGUGGAAGAAACCUCGACACCUCCCCUCCAGGCCUCAUGGUCCUUCUCGAGCUUAGAAAGUUCCACCCUCAAGUGUUUGACAGAAUUCAAGUUCACCUCGAUGGAGGCAUACGAAGAGGAACAGACAUUCUCAAAGCACUAUGCCUUGGUGCCACCAGUGUCUCCCUAGGGCGUCCAUUCCUUUACUCUGUUCUAUAUGGAGAACAAGGGGUUCACCAUCUCAUUCAAAUCCUUAAGGAAGAGCUGGAAACGGCAAUGAGACUCGUCGGAAUCACGGAUUUGUCUCAAGUCAGUUCGAAAUUUGUGAAUACGAAAGAUCUAGACAAUCUCGUUGUGGAUUCAAUCGUUGAAGGAGAUGAAUCUGUGCUUAAAUCCAAAAUUUAG
Talaromyces amestolkiae is the source of this 1467-nucleotide messenger RNA. RefSeq lists its product as uncharacterized. The record is from RefSeq and is a predicted model, not a curated record. The coding region runs from base 1 to 1467 and encodes 488 amino acids. Gene Ontology annotation, molecular function: oxidoreductase activity; heme binding. The transcript has 5 exons. Lineage: Eukaryota; Fungi; Ascomycota; Eurotiomycetes; Eurotiales; Trichocomaceae.